Molecule: messenger RNA, 8416 nt
Organism: Ruditapes philippinarum (Manila clam)
Lineage: Eukaryota; Metazoa; Mollusca; Bivalvia; Venerida; Veneridae
Exons: 6
Coding region: 92-4363 (1423 amino acids)
Source: RefSeq, a predicted model, not a curated record
AAAUUUUGAGAAAUAUCAGUAUGGCGGAAGAAAGUCCAGGGUAAUAUUUUCUCAAAAUUUGAAGAAAUUGCAAUAUCGGUAGUUCAUCAGGAUGACACAUCAACUUCAGUUAGAGAAGAAAAACUACAGACAGUGGGUAAAGGCUGGUUUAGGACUUGGGUAUUUAAAGGAGGGACUGGUACCAUUCUGUAAUGACAUAGCUGACCAACAACAUAAGGAUAUCUUACAGAACAUAAGGUCUACAAAAUCAUUACCAUCAACUGUGACAUGUGGCAGCUGUCAAGUUGAUACUCUCAAGCCAGACCAUAAGCCAGCAGGGACUGCUGGAAACAAAGUUUGUCCUCUUGGGCAAGUAAGAUGCAGCUGUUGCUUUACUAAGGGCAAAACUGCUUGUCCGAACAACAUAUGUGGCGCCAUCUAUGACUUUAUUGUGAAACAUCAUGCAUCUUCACCACCUGCACCUUACUGGAAAAACAGCGAUGCUCAACAGUGGUCAACAGACCCUUGGAGCAUUUGUCAGUGUUUUAUAAAUGCUCCAGGGUACAAGCAGAAGCAAUCUGCUAGUGAAACUGAUUGUACUGGGUUAUUACACCUAUUGAUAAAUAACCAGUAUUUUCAUAGCCACAUUGCAUGCAAUGUCACUGGAACAAACAACCUGUUUUCAAAGGUGCGUCAGUAUAGGAAUGAUAUUUUUCACUCAAGUAGUAUGGAAUUAAAAGAAAGUGAGGCAAAUACUUAUAUUGACGAUAUGAUUAAAGUUUUACAAGAUGGUAAGGAGCUAUUCCAACGAUCAGAUGCCCAGAUAGCGGUGAAGAAACUUGAAGAUCUGAAGGAGAAAGACUUCAUUAUAACUACUGAAGGGUUUGAAGAAAUUCUGAAACAAAUCAAGGAAGAAAUGGAAAAUGCUCCAACUAAAGAGGAAUAUGAGGAGCUCAAAAAUAAACUUGAAACACAGAUGUCCAAACUGAAAGAGGAGAUGAAAAGACUCAAAGAAGAAGAUUCUCCUCUACAAAAACAGCUAGAAUAUGAAAGGGCUAAAUCAGAAUGGCGGAAAAAGCUGAUAGAAGAGUAUCACAAAACCCUGCUGCAGGUUCCAACAAUACCUUUACAACCAAAAAGUGAAAAAUGUAGCUUUAAUGAGAUUUAUAUUAGACCCAAAAUUAUGAGGGAAAUAAAAGGAGAAAAGGAAGAGAUAAAGGAAGUAAAGGUUAAAACAAUGUCUGAAAUGUUCACAAAGAAUGGAUUCCCCCAAAAAUCUGUAUAUGUUCUAGGAGAUGCAGGGUCAGGAAAAACUAGUUUUUGUAAAUAUCUGGUCAACUGUUGGUGUUUGGCACAAAGUGAGCAACAUGAAGCUGACAGUGAAAAUGAGAUGCAUGGGGGUGGAAAUGAAAAACAUGGAGGUGACAAUGAAGAACAUGGAGGUGAUAAUGAAGAACAUGUAGGUGAUAAUGAAGAACAUGGAGGUGAUAAUGAAGAACAUGGAGGUGACAAUGAAGAACAUGUAGGCGAUAAUGAAAAUGAUGACAAUGAAAAUGAAGGUGACAAUAAAAAUGAGGAGCAUGAGGGUGGAAAUGAAAAACAUACAGGUGAUAAUGAAGAACAUGGAGAUGAUAAAAAGAAACAUGAAAAUGACAAAGAAAGUGAAGAUAGCAGUGGGAAGUAUGGAAAUGACGGUAAAAGUGAAGGUUGCAAUGACAAGCAUGGAGGUGAUAAUGAAGAACAUGAAAAACAAGGAGAUGGCAAUGAAAAUGAAGGUGGCGAUGAGAAACAUAAAGAACAUGAAAGUGACAUUAUAAAUGAAAAGGUAAACGAGAAACAUGGAGGAGAUAUUGAAAAUGAAAAACACAUGGGUAACAUUAAGAAACACGGAGGUGACCGUGAUGACAUUCAGGAUGAAAGUGAUGACAUAACAAACUCUAAAUUCAACAGUGAUGACUAUGAAUAUGACAGCAAAAGUUAUGAACUUAAAUUCAAUGGUGUAAAAGAGAUGAAAAGAUUUAAUUUUUUAUUUUACAUACCUCUUAGACAGUAUCAAAGAAUUGAUUCUAUUGAUGAAAUGCUUCAAAAACGUUAUCAAAUGAAAAUGUUAAACACACUUCUUGAAGAAGAAUCCUCUAGAGUUAUGAUUUUGCUUGAUGGCUUAGAUGAAUGGUCAUCUGAAAAUGUCCCAGAACAUAGCAUCUUUAAAGAAUACACAAUAGUUACUACUUCACGGCCAUGGAAAUUUCAUACAUUAAGAUUGAGUGAUGUGGAGGUUGAACAGUCACUGAAACUGAAAGGGUUUGAUUUUAAAUGUGAAAGGGAAAUGGUAUGUAGGACAGUCUCACAAUUAAAUGUUAGAAGACAUGCUAAUAAAGAAGCUAGAGAUUGUAGGGAAAAGCUCAAAGAAGAGUCUCUGAAAAGUUUUAAACAGGUACCAAUUAUGCUGCAACAACUGAUAUGUCUAUGGUUUGAUGGUAAACUCGAUAAAACCUCAAGAUGUGCCAUCUACACUGGUAUGUUAGAAUUAUUCUUCACCUGGAAUGACAUGAAAACUACAGGAACAAGUACUGGCCUAAUGAAGGGUACCCAGAAAGUAAACCUCCCUCAAUAUUUAGCAGAUAAAACCAAAUUAAGAUUAAACAGACAUUUAAUUCAUGAAGUGUCACAGUUGGCUUUUGAGACACUAUUUAAUUGUCCUAAGAAUAAGUCCUUGUCAUUUGACAUUUGUAUGUUUGAUGAACUAGAAAUAUCAGAUGAAGUAAGAGAAAAUUGCUUGAAACUUGGAAUAAUUACAGAAGAUGAAUGUCCAAGUUUGUCUGUAUCAGAACCACCAAGCUCAUUGUUCUCUUUUAUUCACAAGUCAAUGCAAGAAUUUCUGGCUGCAGUCUACAUUGGUAUUAAUUUUAAUACAAAUAUUGGUUCAUCAGGUAGUACAGGAUAUGUUGAAUUAACCAAAAAGUUUAUUAAUGAGGUUUUUCAGAAAUGUUCAACAGUAAAUGACAUAUUAGAGCAGUCAAAUGUUGUCAUUAUGCUAUGUGGUCUAGAACCUAGAUUAGCAACACCUGUUUCAAAAUACAUAUAUGAUACUGUGUCAGAAGACUCUCGUGUUCAGGAAUACAGGAGAACAAUAAGUAGUGACUUUUAUAUGGUUGAUAGUUGUAUUACUGAUAUUCAAAAGCUUAUUAUUGAGUUAAUAGAAGAAUCAAAUGCACCAUGUAGUGAAGGAAGUAAUCCUGUGUUUUAUAUAGGAGAUUUGACCAUUGAUGAAUUCAAUCAGUAUUGUGAUAUUGUUUGUUCAAGCAUUGAUCAGCAUCAAAUUGUUUCUGACUCUGUUCUGUCUAUUAAUGUGAAAUACUUGAACACAAAAAAUGUUAAAUUUACAAAAUAUUUACCAUUUUUUUAUCAUCUCGAAAAAAUUGCAAUAACAUUAGAAAGUUUAUCAAGUACACAAAGUGAUGAUGGUACACAGAGUAAUGAACAGACAAUUGAUGAGAUUAACAAUUGUGUUUCUGAGACAAUAAAAGUAAAUACUUUAACAUUAAAAUCUUUGUCUCUUGAAAAUGUUCCAAACACUGACAUAUAUUACCCAGUGUGUAAAACAGUUGUUAGCAACCUGCCUAGUAUGGUCAAUCUUUUAGCAAUAUUGAUGCAUUCAAUAAAAAUGAGCCAUAAUGAUAUUACUACAUUCUGUAAUUUUCUUGAGGGAACCAGACAUCUUGAACAAAUAGAUGUUUUCAAUGUUUUAUGUAUAUGUAGGGACCAGCAUGAUGUAAAUUUAUCAAAACAUCAACAACUUCAUUACCUUGAUUUGUAUGAUACUGUUAGAGUGAUAGAUGUUGAUACUACAAACCUUGAAAUAUUUAGAUUUAGUGAGUUAAAAGAUAAUUAUGAGCAAAUAUUUGAUAUCAUUAAACAAUCUUACAAAUUAAAAAAACUUAUUUUGAAAGGAGAUAUGCACUUUAAAUCUCAAUUAUAUCAUGCCAAUAUAACAGAGAGACUAGUCAGAGUAUUACCAUUGUUACACAAUCUCAGUAAGCUUGAGUUAGGAUAUUGUAGGUUUACUGACAAUAUAAUACAGUUACCUUUAGAGAUGAAGAGUUUAAAGGACAUUAGGCUUGGUGAUGUAAUAAUGAGUUUGACAACAUGGCAGAAGUUUGUUGAUAGUCUUCCUAGUAUUCCUCAUACUGUAGAUGUGAGUGUAUUUGAAGUAUAUAUAACAGGAGAUGGUGAAGAGUGUAAUGCUGGUAUGUUUAUAUUGACAUUACAAGGACUUAAAGGAGGGAAGAGAAAUGAUGCUAUACAGCAUGUAAUAAAUCAUCAUCAGUUAUUUCAUGUUAAAAGUGAUGACAGAUAUUUCUUUUAUUUUUCAACGAAAAGGUGAUAUACAUGUAAUAUACAUGUAAAGCAUGAUGAUUACUUUUGUUUGAAUUUUCACCAAAAAUGUGAAAAAGUAUACAUGUAGUUAACUUAGUGUUUAAAAUACAUUAGUCCAUAUUAAUAGUGAUGAUAAAUGUGUUGGUGUUGUUUUUUUCAUUUUCUACAAAAAUAUGGUUUGAAUUUUUAACAUAGUGAUAUAGGAUACUUGCAGUUAACAUAGUGUUUAAACUGAAUUAUGUUAUGUUAAAAUGACAUAAAUUUGUUUCUAAAAUGAUACUUAUGACAAGUUAAAUAUUGACAUAUUGUUGUACAGUUAAAGAAUGAAUAUUAUCACAUAAACCGCGACGCAGGAGUGUAAUCAAGCCAUUUAAUAAAACAAUAUUACACUUGUGUAAUAACACUUUGAUGUGACGUCAUACGCGCUAUAUAGAAACAUACCAUAAAAACGAGUGUUACAGUAUGGGCGCAUCAUUGAAAAAUUACUCAGUUUACUGUUCUUAAUUUAUAUAUGUGAUAAAUAGAAUAUUAUAUUCAUGUAGAUUCAAUACUAGAUUUAUUGAACUCGUUGAAUAAAACAAUAUUAUACAAUAUGAUUUUAUUCAACUCAUUCAAUAAACUUAGUAAUAAACUACACUCAUUCAAUAUCCUCUAUUUAUACAUUAUGAUAGAAUAUAUAUCAUGUGAAAUAUUUUGUUGUUUAAUAUUGAUUUCUUGUCAUUUUAACAAAAUGUAUUUAUAAUAUUGAAAUUGAAGAAAGUAAUAUGCCAAUUGUGUUUAUAAAUAUAUAAAUAAAUUGAAAGAAAUGCAGUGAAAUAUAAUACAUAUAAUUAUUGACCUUAGUAAGGGUAAAGGUUAUUUCUUAAAGAUCAGGGAUAGUUUUAAAAAAAAAACUGAUUUGAAAAAAGUAAUGUUCUAAUUAUAAAUAGAAAAUAGAUUUGUAAAUAAACAAGUACAUAUAUAAAUUAAUAAGUAAAUUUCAUGAAAAUAUCAUAAAACAAAUGUUUCAUGUACAAGGUCAGAAAAAGUAAAAAAAUGUAACAUGCAAAUACAAGUUAUUUGAUAUAUAAGACAAGGGAAUAGUAUAUAUAAAUACCAGUUUUAUGAUAUACAUGACAUGAAAAUGGUAUAAAAAGUACCAGUUAUAUGAUAUAUUGGACAAGGGAUUGGUAUUUAAAUGAAUACCGGUUAUAUGAUAUAAAGGACAAAAAAUGGUAUAUAUAAAUACCAAUUAUAUGACAAGGGAGUGGUAUAUAUGAGUAUCAGUUAUAUGAUAUACAGGACAUUUGAAUGGUAUAUAUGAAUACCAGUUUUAUAAAAUAUAAGAUAGGGGAAUAGUUUAUAUAAAUUACAGUGAUUUUAUGCAUACCAGUUAAUAUAUGAUAUAUUUGACAAGGGAAUGGUAUAUGUUAAUACCAGGUAUAUGGAUGCAAAAGUGAAUGUUCUGUAAAAAUACUAGUUAUAUGAAUGUAGAAGUGAAUAUUCUGUAAAAAUACUAGUAAUAUGAAUGUAAAAGUGAAUGUUCUGUAAAAAUACUAGUUAUAUGAAUGUAGAAGUUAAUAUUCUGUAAAAAUACUAGUUAUAUGAAUGUAAAAGUGAAUGUUCUGUAAAAAUACCAUUUAUAUGAUAUAUAUGACAAGGAUAUGGUAUAUAUAAAUACCAGUGAUAUGAUAUAUAGGACAGGGGAACAGUAUAUUUUAUUACCAUUGAUAUGAUAUAUACUAAUUUUGAUUAUAUGACAUAUAUAAUAAGUAAAUGGUAUAUAUAUUUUUUCAAUAAGAUGAGAAAUGUUUACUUGUUUUAUUUUAGUGAUUCCUUUAUGAUUUGUUUUACGUUGUAAAUAUGGAAAAAAAUAUAUUUUCUAAUAAUAAUGCAAAACUAUUGAUGUGUACAAGUUUAUUCAGUUAGUUAGUGUAACUCAGAUUAGUGAAAGGGACUCCACUGAGAAUUUUUUGACAAGAUAUGAUGGGAAUUCUAUUUUCAAGGUUUCAUACUAUUUGAUAAAAAUCUAUUUCAAUAACUUUUGUGCAAAAUUUCAGAUCAUUUGCUCACGUUGCUUAUCUAAAAUACUAGUAAUCAUUUAAGCUGGACUACUUAAAGAAUAGGGAGAGCUUUAAUUUAGUAACACAAGACUUAGUGUAUAAUUGGCAUCACACUGGUUGAAUUUCUGCAUGCAAGUUAGUAUCUAAAAUUACUGAAGUGAAGGAAAUGGGUUGAGAUGCUUGUUUUAUGCGGUCAUCUAACAUGAUGAACACAACUCAUGUAACUCUGAUUUGCCUUAUUGCAUAUUUAUGCGCCCUUUUCGACCUUGAAAUUCAUGGUUAAGUUUUUGCAUGUAAGCUGGUAUCUCCAUAACUACAGAUGGGGAUGGAUUGGAACUUUAGGCACAUAUUUGAAUGCAUAAUAGGUCACUGUUCAAUGAACAUUAGUAAGACAUGGAUUUUGACAGAAUUAUUGCCCUUUAAUCUUCAUUAGAUGAUAGAUCUUAUUAAAAAGAAAUGCAGUGCUUAAGAACUAGUUAUCUGCACUUCUUAUCUUUUGAGUUAUUGCCCUUUGUUAAUUCACAUAUUCACAGAUCAUUUCUCCUAAACUAUAAAAGCUAUUGACUUAAAACUUCAUAGGUUUAUAGAUAUAUUGAGAAGAAGUGCAUUGCACAAGAACCGGUACUCUGUACUCAAUGGUUUUUGAGUUAUUGCCCUUUGUUAAUUUUCAUACUUAAUAGGCUUGUCCAGAGCAUAACUUGGUCUUUUUAAGUUUGAUUGACACCAAAUUUAGUAUGUAAGACCUUUUCCACUGACCUGCAGUGCAUUGCCUAAGAGUCCAUCACAGAGUCCUCCAUUUGAUCUUUUCCAUGGUACUGUACAUGUAUUUGAAUUCACGGAAACAAAUUUUUAUUUUAGUGGAAAGGUCAAUUUUUGGCCUAUACAAAUAUUGGUGCUAUUUUUGUGUCGCCUCUACAGAGUAGUGGCGACAUAUAGGGAUCACUUCUCCGUCGUCUGUCUGUCCGUCUGUCUGUCUGUCCGUCCGUCCGUCACAAAACUUGUCCGGACUGCUGCUCAUAAACUACUGGUGCAAUUUCAUCCAAACUUUACAGGCAUGAUCAGUACCAAGUCUAGUUGUGCAUAUUGUCAGCAUUUUCCGGUUCAAUGAUUUUUGUCAGAGUUAUGGCCCUUUAAUAAUUUUUAAUUUUAAAGUUUGUCCGGACUACUUCUCUUAUACCACUAAUGCAAUUUCAAUGAAACUUUACAGGAUUGAUCUGUAGCUCAAGUCCUUGCGCAUAUUGCACGGGAUUUCCGGUUGAAUGAUUUUUGGCCGAGUUAUGGCCCUUUGACAAAAAGGUGAUUUUUUCUGGGUGUUGCCAGAUACACAAAAGCUUGUCCGGAAUACUGCUCAUAAACUACUGGUGCAAUUUCAUCCAAACUUUACAGGAAUGAUCAGUACCAAGUCUAGUUGUGCAUAUUGUCAGCUUUUUCCGGUUCAAUGAUUUUUGUCAGAGUUAUGGCCCUUUAAUAAUUUUUAAUUUUAAAGUUUGUCCGGACUACUUCUCUAAUACCACUAAUGCAAUUUCAAUUAAACUUUACAGGAUUGAUCUGUAGCUCAAGUCCUUGCACAUAUUGCAUGUGUUUUCCGGUUGAAUGAUUUUUGGCCGAGUUAUGGCCCUUUGAUAAAAAGGUGUUUUUUUCUUUGUGUUGCCAGAUACGCAAAAGCUUGUCCGGACUACUCCUCAUAAACUACUGCAAUUUUAUCCAAACUUUACAGGAAUGAUCAGUACCAAGUCUAGUUGUGCACUGUCCGUCUGUCUGUCCGUCUGUCACAAAAUUUGUCCCAACAUGAAAUUGGCCAUCAUGAGGUGACACAUGUGAUUACUGAUCGCUCUUGUGAAUAAAAUACCCUCUUUCAACCGAUAACCAUGUAUUAUGAACUUAGUUAUUAUCAUAACAAAGUUUAAAUAUUCAUUAAAGAAGUCUAGAUUUACAUUAGAACUGAUUACAAUAUUUGAGUAAAAACGAUCAUGUACAUGUGUUAUUUAUUGGUUAAUUAAACUUGUUGUCACAAUUUU